Molecule: messenger RNA, 915 nt
Organism: Osmia bicornis bicornis
Lineage: Eukaryota; Metazoa; Arthropoda; Insecta; Hymenoptera; Megachilidae
Gene: LSm1
Product: U6 snRNA-associated Sm-like protein LSm1
Exons: 5
Coding region: 336-791 (151 amino acids)
Biological process (GO): deadenylation-dependent decapping of nuclear-transcribed mRNA
Cellular component (GO): Lsm1-7-Pat1 complex; P-body
Molecular function (GO): RNA cap binding
Source: RefSeq, a predicted model, not a curated record
UAAACUCCUGGUAGCAGGAGAGCAGAACAGUAAAGGAGGUAUUCGUGGCAAUUCGCAUAUAUCAAAAUACAUUGAUAGAGAAAAAUAAUUAAGAUCUGUUCGUGUACUUCGUUAGGUAUCGGCCGAUAGCAGAGUAUACCGAACAUAGCCGAGCGUUGCCGAAGUGCCCCCCGCUCUUCGUCGGGAAGGAAGGUCUCGCCAUUGCUCUCUCGAGCGUCGAACUGACAAGAUGUGCUGUUAUAAUCACUGUUAUAUUUUUUUCAGGAACUAUGUCUUUAAGAUUCUGAGGUGUACCACAUUGCAAAUACAAUUUUACGGACAGAAAAUUAAUAAUAAUGAAUGCAUGUUUGAAUGAUACUUGUUCAGGAUACAAAAAAUAUUGCAAAAUGAAUAUUUUGCCGGGAACAGCAUCCCUUCUUGAAGAACUUGACAAAAAACUUAUGGUUUUACUAAGAGAUGGCAGAACGUUAAUUGGAUAUCUAAGAAGUGUUGAUCAAUUUGCUAACAUUGUACUUCAUCGUACAAUUGAAAGAAUUCAUGUUGGUAAAGAAUAUGGAGACAUCCCAAGAGGCAUUUUUAUUGUGAGAGGAGAGAAUGUUGUACUUUUAGGAGAAAUAGACAGAGAUAAAGAAAAAGAUUUACCAUUAACAGAAGUAUCUGUUGAUGAUAUUUUAGAUGCACAAAGACGAGAGCAAGAGUUAAAACAAGAUCAAAAACGAUUAAUAAAUAAAGCAUUAAAAGAACGAGGUCUAUCAUAUAUUCCAGACAUGGGUCAUGAUGAUAUGUUCUGACCCAUGUCAACAUCUUUGACAACUAAUACUCUAUCAUCCACAUCUUCACAUAAUUCUGAAACUUAUGAUACAUGUUAUGCAUCACUUUCUUUUUGAGAGUGACUAACAAUGACAAACUAUAACU